This is a messenger RNA of Spea bombifrons (plains spadefoot toad), 4401 nucleotides long. RefSeq names its product reticulon 4 (gene RTN4). NCBI's taxonomy places the organism in Eukaryota, Metazoa, Chordata, Amphibia, Anura, Pelobatidae. Bases 145 to 3345 code for a protein of 1066 amino acids. Gene Ontology annotation, biological process: neuron differentiation; endoplasmic reticulum tubular network formation; brain development. The transcript is spliced from 9 exons. Gene Ontology annotation, cellular component: postsynaptic density; neuron projection. The record is from RefSeq and is a predicted model, not a curated record.
GCCCCCCCUCAGUAUUGUUAACGCUGCCUCCUCUUCCCCCUCCCUCUCCUCUUAGACGGGUGGCGCACUUCUCUUCCAGCCGGCAUCACUCGCAGCUCCUUCUGUCUUGCCGGUCACUGCCCCUUCCCUCAUUCGACAGCCGCCAUGGAGGAUCAGUCCCCGUUCAUAUCGUCCAGCAAUAGCGGUCUUAACCCGUAUGGGUCGCCAGACGAUGAACAGCCAGAGUUGGAUAGGAAGCGCUGGGAAGAGCUGGAUGUGCUGGAUCUGACCGGAGGAGCUGGGGGGUUUCCACCUAGCAGCCAGCCGCACCGUGUCCGGGAUCAGGAGGAAGAGGAGGAUGAGAAGCCCAGCUAUUCUGACAGCCUGGAGCCUUCACCCGAGGAAGAAGAGCCCAGCAGCAUCAGCAGCGACCAGCCCGCUGCCUCUGUAGUACCCAGCGCCCCCAUGGAGGAGGAGGAGGAAGAUGAGAGGCCCACCGUGCCCAGCAGGGGCCCCACCGGCUCUGUGGAUGAGAACCUCUUUCCUCUUACCGCUGCAUCUGCACCUCUGAUGCACUCCUCUGCAGACAAAGUACUGGACUUGCCGCAGACUUAUAGCGCUAUGUCAGCUGGCCAAGAGGAACUUGCAUCUAUGCUGCUUGAGCCUGCUACUUCCGCCCCUUCUUUGUCUCCUCUAUCUGCUGAUUCCUUUAAAGAACACAUAUCUUCUGUCGCUUUUCACGCUGAUUUAACCCCGCCGGAAGCUUUGCAAGGAUCCAUUAGUGAUACGCACGCGGUAGCAAGGUCCGUAGGUGAGCUUGGAUUCCAUGAGAAGUUAGUUGGCGUCACAGAGACCGAUCACGCGGAGGUGGCGUUCCAGAAGCAAGCAAAGGAAGACUUGAUCUUCUCCGAAAGGGGUUAUGUCGUUGAACAUCCUACGUCUCAGCAAGAGACGGCAUCUGAAGACAGCUCGCAGUACUACGCGCAGUCUGCAAAAGAAAUGUUUUCGGGAAUGCUCAAGUCUGUCGGGCCACCGAGCGAGGCGUUCUCUGAAAUCAAAGAAGCACGUGAUGAGCAGUAUGCUGACUUCAAACCGUUUGAGAGCACGCGGUCAGGUGAUGUUGGCGCUGUGAAGUUCGAUAGUAAUGUAUACAGUCUAAACUUAGAAAGUGUAAAAGAGCCAGAGAGAAAGUACGAGGAAGAUAAAUUGGAUCUGUCUGACGAUAUUACUCCAGUGACUCCGGUGUCCCCGAUUCCUGCAGAGUCCCCAGACUAUGAAAUGCUUCCUCCUCUGGACCAGAGCCCGCUGACUGAUUUAGGGGACAGUCCCAUUUUAGGAAAUAAAACGGAUGAGAAGAAGAUGGCGGAAGCUGAAGCUCGAGUAACAUCAGAUCCUAUAGCAAAUCUUGCAACCCUAAACCCGUUCUUUGAACAUGUGGGCCAGGACUAUGUCACUACUGGGGCUACCACUGAAGUUCCUCUGGUCCAAGCGACCAGCAAGCCAGAAGGGCUCACUCCUGACAUUGUACAAGAAGCAUAUGAAAGCGAAGCCCAUGAUACUGGCGUGACCAAACUUGGCUACGAGUCAAAAAUUGAUUUGGUGCAAACAGCAGCUAAAUCGGUACAGGAAAGUGUUACUCCAACAGCUCAAGCUCCUGCGCUGUUCGAAGGCACAGAGUCCGUGUCUUCACCAGUACUGCCUGAUAUAGUUAUGGAAGCGCCUUUAACAUCUGCUUCCGUUGGGUUAGAGUCCGGUGUGUUCCAACCAGAUGUUUCGCCCAUGGGAAGUGCACCUGUUAGCGAGGAGAAGAUAAAGUUUGAGUCUGAGAAGCCUCCUUCUUACGAAGAAGCUGUACGUAAAACAGUGUCACCGGAACAGGCCAAAGCUGCCCCAAGUGUGGAAGAGAAGAGGGAGUCACCAGUGGAAGUAGAGGCGCCCUACAUAUCCAUAGCUUGCGACCUAAUAAAAGAAACUAUCCCAACUGAGUCUUCUGCACCGGCUCUUUCCAAAGCGAUACACGAUGACUUUGAGUCCCAGUUUAUUCAGCAUUUUGAUGAUAGUUCACCAGAAUCUGAACCCAGUGAACCAUCGUAUAAGCACUGGGAGCCUGAGGCGCCUGCGUUUGUUUCAGGUAACGUUGGGGACUCUAUAGUAGGCAGUGUAAAGGCUCCAGAAAAUAUAUUUGAAAGUGAUUUACAGUUUAAGGAGCCUUCCGCAAAUAAAGCUUAUUUGGAAUCUUAUCAACCAGAGUCAAACAUUUUCCAAGAUUCUGCUGAUACUUUGUCUACAGGACCGAGUACAGAAGCAGUCAAAGAGAAAGAUAAGCCUUUGCAGAUGGAAGAGUUUGGAAUGGGCUUCAGUUCGGGCAAGACACCCAGUCCCAAGUAUUCACCUGGGGUGGAAUUGGCACACCUUGAAAGCUCAUUACCAGGUUCACCAGCAGAAGACCUUACACCCAAAGCUCCCUGUGGUGUGCUGGAAGAACCCAAACUGCCAGAGAAACCAAUUAUUAAAGACAUCCCCAGCUUUGAGAAAAACGAAGACCUGUAUUCAGCCCUGUCCUCGGAUCAGACUCACGACAAGAAAGAUAAGCCGCUCCAAGGCCCGGAUGAGUCGAAUGAUUUCGCUAAAGCUAUCGAUCUCACAACUAAGGAGGAUUCCUUGAAGCCUAAAGAACCUGUUGCUAAACCCCUGCCUCCCUCAAAGAAAGAAGAGCUCAGCAUUCCUUCUACACAAGAGAAAAAGGAAGUCAAAGAUCCCGAAGUAGCUGCUACUGCUACACCUGCUUUCAAGAAUUCAGCGGUUGACCUCAUUUAUUGGCGAGACAUUAAGAAGUCAGGAGUUGUGUUCGGUGCCAGCUUGUUCCUGCUGCUCUCCCUGACGGUUUUCAGCAUUGUCAGCGUGGCCGCGUACAUCGCCUUGGCCCUGCUCUCCGUUUCCAUCAGUUUUAGAAUAUACAAAGGCGUUCUUCAGGCCAUCCAGAAGUCAGACGAAGGACACCCAUUCCGAUCCUACCUGGAGUCCAGUGUUGCCGUGUCUGAAGACGUUGUCCAGAAGUACAGUAAUGUUGCCAUGAACCAUAUUAACUGCACCAUCAAGGAGCUAAGACGCCUCUUCCUUGUAGAAGAUCUGGUGGAUUCCCUGAAGUUCGCAGUGUUGAUGUGGGUGUUCACCUAUAUCGGUGCCUUGUUCAAUGGCCUGACUUUGCUGAUUUUGGCUCUGAUUUCCCUGUUCAGUGUUCCAGUUAUUUAUGAAAGACAUCAGACUCAAGUUGAUCACUACCUAGCGCUCGUCAACAAGAAUGUUAAAAAUAUCACAGAUAUGGUCGUUGCAAAGAUCCCUGGGCUGAAACGCAAAGCUGAAUAAGAAGAAACUACUAAUUGUUUGCUGCAGAUACCAAUAGGAGCCUCAGUUUUUGGGCGCUGUGUUUUCGGAUCACACGGGGUGGGUCAGGGAAAGACAAACCUUGACGUUGCAGGGCAAUUUCACAGAUCUCUCUUUUGUUUUUUUGUUUUUUGUUUUCGCGACGCAGUGUUUUGAGGAAGGAACAACCGUUUUACUGCCGUGUGUUUUCAUUCUAAGUAUUGUAAGCUGCUAUGUAUGGAUUUGAAACUAUUUCUCUGUUUCUCCUGUGUGAAGCACCAUUUAAUACAGAACAAUUUUUUUUAGCAUGCUGUAUAUUGUGCUUCAGACGUAGUCUUACUGCGCUUUCAUGGGCAUAAUGUUAGUCGCCACAUUUGCACUGUGUACGAUUGAUCAGUAAGUAGAGAUUUGAUGCAAACUUCCUGUAAGGGCCACUUCGUGCCGGGUUGGAGUUUUGGGCGCAUUGGACUUAUGCCCUUUAAACCCACCCUACACCGAAUGGGCUCACAUAACGUUAACGAAACCCCUAAGUCGUACCUUCAAGCAGCUCCAAGAGGUAUUGCUUCUGUUUGGUAUGAUGGUAACUAUAUUGUGAUUUUAUUGUUUUAUCAAUUGCCAAUAUCUAUAGUGUUUUCGGAAAGCAUAGCUAUUCAAGUGGCUCCACAGUGCUUUCAGGUUUUUUUUUUUUUUCUUGUUUUUUAGAAAAAGAAAAAUGACAUUCUAACAGCCGGCUUUAUAGCACAUACUCUUAAACACUAGUGUAUGUUAAUUAAACAAAUAUUACAGUAAAUUAACGUAUAUAGAAAUAAUUGGAAACUGCAUGUUUUUGCUCACUGGUUGGUUUUGCACAAACUUUUACAGUCACUUGAACUUUUUUCUUUGUGGACCCCAUACCAGACACCGCAGAUUUGUUUGGGUAGAAGUCCAACUCGUUGCAAGAACGUGCCGCGUAUAACAGCCGCAGUUUUAUGUGCUGAAGCAAGUCUCUGGAAUGCAUUGUGAUAUGUAAAAAAAAAAACAAAAACAAAACCCAAGUAUCAAUAAAGCUUGUAGACCUUA